Phoenix dactylifera (date palm) is the source of this 5805-nucleotide messenger RNA. RefSeq lists its product as uncharacterized. NCBI's taxonomy places the organism in Eukaryota, Viridiplantae, Streptophyta, Magnoliopsida, Arecales, Arecaceae. The record is from RefSeq and is a predicted model, not a curated record.
AUGCUUUCGUGUUCGAAUGAUUUUUAUUGUUGGCAUUAUUUUUAAUUUGUUAUGUGAUGGUAAUAGUUUUUUUAAUCUUUCCACUGCAUGGACUUUUAUGGUUUUUGGGAUACAUUAGGUCCAUGUGUAUAUAUGUGUCACAUGAAUAGUUUUUGGAUGGCUUUUUAGAGCUAGAUGGGUACAGAAUGAUUUAAAAGAAAAGAAAACACCAUAUAUUGCAUGCUAUAUUUAGUAUUAUAUAUGGGUAUAUGGCAUACAUGUUUGGUUCUAACAAAAUCCUGAUUAUCGAUUUAAUCCACCUAAAAUAUCUCUGUAAAACAGCAAGUAGGAAAGAUUUGUGAGAUUGUUUUUGUCAUCCCUAGCGCUACAUUCAGAUAUAAAUUCUUUAGGUCGUCAAAUGUCCGAACCUUGCUGAAAAUUACAAGCUAUUAGAUCAUUGAAGUCAUUAGAAUAAUUUCAAGAGACAAGACUACUUCUAAUCAUUUUCGAAGGCUGAAAUCAAUCUGUUUUAUGAGGAAAAUGGCUUCACUGAAUAGCUUUUGGUCUUCUUCAAUCAAUGGAUCUCCUGCUUUUUUUAUUUUUUUUCUAGUUUCUAGGUCCUGUGCCAUCAAGAAGCACUUGAUCAAGGAAGUAGGAAUUUACUCUUUUUGGAGUGCAAGUCAAGCACUGCGCCUAGGAAUUUUUUUUCACAGGACCCAUUCAUCUGAUCUGCCUAUAAUCUCUAAUGCCAUCAUCAACAAACUCAUUCUUGGAAUGAGGUUCCCAAUUAGUCUUCUGACCAUGUCACAAGAUCUGAGAAAAUCCAUAUUUGCUUUCCGCUUUUAAUCAAUUGAAGGCCACCCUGACAAAAUAUAUUUGUUAAAAUCUAUAUUCGCAGAUGGACACAUUCCUCUUCACUUCAGAAUCAGUCAAUGAAGGCCACCCUGCGACCGAGUCUCGGAUGCCAUACUUGAUGCAUGCCUGGAGCAGGAUCCUAAGAGCAAGUUAGCUUGCGAUCCAGACCUGUCUAAAGUUCUAACCAAUUAAAACAAUAAUCAUCAAGAAAUAGCAUAAAGACUGAGCCAUAAACAAUGGGUCAGAAUAUAUAUAUAAAAAAAUAAGCAUUUGGGGUUGUGGCACUGAAACCUAUAGCACUACCAUCUUGGUACAAUGUUGGUCUGCUUGGUAUAGGAUCGAUCCAGCAGACCAAUACUCGGUAUGGUAUGAAUAUGGUAUGAAUAAGUAAAUAAGACUAAUCAAAUAAAUAAAGCCCAAGAAAAAUGCCAUGUAUAAAUCAGUCAGAUGGCAUAGUGGAUGAUAUUGGUGCGACCUAACCAUGGUAUAAGACUGAUCAAGCUCAAUACCGGCAUGAUGGCUUGGUUCAACCGUGGCAAUACAUGUCUCGGUAAGAAUGGAAAUUAAGAAGCAGCCAAUUAGAUGGAGUCUCUCUAAGCACUUUGUGGCAAUGGGCAUCAGACGCGAUCGACAUUUGAAGAUCACAUCAUCAUGUGACCCCUUUCCUUGAAAGGAGAAGAAAACAAGAUCCUCUCUUCCUUUUUUUGGUAACAUCCUACCUUUUUGCCCUUUUUCAUGCACCGGCCCUCGCUUUCCAUGUCCCCAUGCGUUUCGCCAGGCUUGCUGUGGGCCCUCCUGGCAAUCGGAGCCCGCCCCCGAAAUACCGAAGGCGGCACCCGCUCUUAUACGCUGCAUCUUCUCGAUGCUCUCGCUCCACCCCGCCCCCCAAAAAACAAGGGUACAGCUCUCCCUCUUCGGCACCGGAGCGAUUCCAAAACCCUGAGGAAAACCAGAGCCCUCCUGAAAUGGAUCUCGUCCCGAGCGGUUCGAUUGCUCUGGCGAUUUAGGCGGUCUGAUCUAGAGUUUGUGGAUCUUACGCUGUUUUUCUUCUCUGUUCUUCGCUUUGAUUUCAAUCAGGGUGUUUUUUUUUGGAAGCACCUGUCGUUGUGUCUGUGGGGAAAUCUGAAGGGAUAGCUGUGUAAAUCCUGGUGGGUUUUAGAUUUUGAGGGAAAUGGGUUUGAUUUGGUGGUGCUAGUUCGAUUAUUUCUCUGAUUUAACUUGGAUUUGGGAUUUUGGUGCUAUCUCUGUUGUUGAUCUGAAAAUCUUUUGGAUUUCUACGCUUUAGCGUUUGUUUGGGGUUUUUCACUGGUCUGCUUCAAGGGGGAGCUUUGUUUGCUGCAUGAAUCCGAGGGGAGUUUUGCUGAGAAUCUGGAGGAUAAAAGAGUUGAAAUCUCAUCUGCUAUACUGAAAUCUGUAUCUAGUUUCAUCUCCGAGCUUUGUGAACCGCGAAAUCCGAUCCAAGUUCCAGAGAAAUUUUUGUGAGAGCCGUGAAACCUUUAAUUUUAACCAUCUGUUUGCUGUCUCGGGAUGGAGGGGAAUAUGUCGGCUGGAAACAUGAUGCCGGGGCCUUCUUCUUAUGGUUCAUUUGAUCUCCAGGUUUCGAUGGCGAUGCAUCAGCAACAGCAGCAACAUGGAUGCUUUCACCAUCAGCAGCAACAGCCAACCCAGACCCAAAAUCAGGGCCCAAUGGUUCAUCAACCAAUGAACAGUAUUUUCCCUCAGUCGGUCGGUCAGAUGAAUGAGCGCGAACAGCAGCCUAUGCUUCAGAUGAUGGAUUACAGUAAGGUCGACCAUGGCAAGAUCUCGACAAGUGAGGAGGAUGACACCGAGGAUGGAGCUGAUGGUCCCAAUAAAAGUGAAAGAGGAAAGAAGGCCGCUCCUUGGCAGAGAGUGAAGUGGACGGACGCAAUGGUUAGGCUUCUCAUAACUGUGAUUUCUUACUUAACUGAAGGUACUGCAGAGCUUGACAGUAGUGCAAAGAAAAAACUUGCCGUGUUGCAGAAAAAAGGAAAGUGGAAGUUGGUGUCUAAAGUAAUGGCUGAGAGAAAUUGCUGUGUAUCACCCCAACAGUGCGAAGACAAGUUUAAUGAUCUGAAUAAAAGGUACAAGAGGCUUACAGAAAUUCUUGGCAGGGGCACAUCUUGCAAGGUUGUGGAGAAUCCUGUACUGUUGGACUAUAUGCAUCAUAUUUCUGACAAGGUAAAGGAUGAUGUGAGGAAGAUCUUAAGCUCGAAGCAUCUUCACUAUGAGGAGAUGUGCUCGUACCAUAACAAGAACCGUUUACAUUUACCUGCUGAUCCUGAAGUUCAGCGCUCUGUGCAGUCGCUUCUGAAAACCAGUGAUGAUCAUGAUGCAAAAAGAGCUGCAAGGGAUGAUUUUGAUGAAAAUGAUCAAGAUGAAGAUAGUGAUGAUAGGGAAGACGAUCUUGAGGAGAAUGACACACUGUUCAGAGAUAUUGGAGGGUCAUGUUUUCCAAAGAGGAUGAAGCAAGGGUUGGUCUGUGAAGAUGUGAACUUUAGAAACUCUUUGGGCCCUCAAAAUAAUCCUAGAAGACCUAAUUCUCAGAGCAUUUCUUUUGAUGUGAACCAAGUGUUCCCUGAAGGUUCGACCACUCCUUGGGUACAGAAGCAGUUAAUCAGGUCGCGUUCAAUUCAGCUGGAAGAACAAAGGUUGCAGAUUCAAGCAGAGAUGCUAGAGAUUGAAAAGCAACAAUUCAAGUGGAAGCGUUUUCGUAAGAAGAAAGAUAGAGAAUUGGAUAAGAUGAGAAUACAAAAUGAAAGGAUGAAACUUGAGAAUGAACGCCUGGCAUUGGAGCUGAAGCGCAGAGAGUUAGUGCUGGAUCUUAAUUGAAUGCAAUUUCAAGAUAAUAGGACCUUGGGAAAGUGUAUGAAUUAUUUUCUCUCCACUUAAAGUUAGCGGUCAGUCUUGGUUUGGAAACUGUAUAAGCAGGCUUAUUUUUAAUUCUCUCUUGUGAGGUUUCCUUCCUUGAUUGGUAAUGCCCUCUUUAGGCGCAUUGAUUCGUGAACAUGCAUAUCAGUUUUUUUUUUUUUUCUGUUACAGGUUUAUUCCAAGAGGCAAUAUUACUGUUCCACUUUCUGUUGCUGGUAUCAUGAAAGAUCUUUUUUGAGUUACCCUGGAUUGGAGAAGAAUGCAGAGGGGCUCUAUCAUUGAAACUUCUGCCAGCCAAGUUUGUUGGUGUGCCUCUUAAAAAUCGACAGUGCUAUCUUCCUUUCACUUCUCUUUCUUGUGAUGAAGUCAACUGAAAAAAAGAAACAAAAGACAAAACUUGAAGAUUGAAAGACAAGAUCCACUUAUUUGAUGAUCCCAUGCUAUCUUGAACAUGUUUUCCUCCCUGCCUCUGUAAGACCUUUCUUGAGUUUUAUCUUUUGUGCCUCCUUGUAAAUAGAUCUCAGUAAAUCUUCUUAAUAAAGGAGGGGGAAGUUUCUCACUUCCUCCAUGCUUCUUCAGAAAAAAAAAAAAGAUCCCAUGCAUAAAUGCAUGGGAAAGCGAACUAGUUGAGAACUACGUAUCAAGAAAAUGACUUCAUUCGAAGUGUUUGAUCAUUUUGGUGCUUCUAUGGAAGUGCAAUGUAUGGCAAUCAUAAUGCUAACUUUUGUAUAUUUUCCUGAAAUACUAUUGUUGCCAUGUGCAUUAAAUUCGAGAGUAAAUAUUUGAUGGAUAGAUAUGAUUCUAUUUAAUUCUAGAUUUUUAUUUCUUAUUAUGAAAGUUAAUAAAUGCACUCUUAGUUUGGUUACGUACCUUUUCUUUUUGCUUUUUCUUCCUCUCCUUUUAGACAUUGAGAUAACCAAAGCAGGUCUAUUUUAUUGAAAAAAAAAAGGCUUUCUGUGAAAGAAAUGAGUAAAUUAAAGAUCACUAGAUGGGUUUCUGCGCUGUGCAGGGAACUGCUCAAAUGCAUGUGGAACGUUAUUUCUACAUCAAGGUACAGUUUAAGUUUACGUUCAGCGUAAUUCCCAAAUAAAUAUGCUGUAUAUACUUUCAAUGAAUAGAUAACAAAUAAAAUUAUUUUGAUAAAAAGAUAAAUUACAGAUAAUAUGUCAAUAUUAAAACUGAUGGAACACUAAGAAAUUUUAGCAUAUAGUUUAAAUUUAUCUAAUAACAAAACUGUAUACAUGACUUUCUUUGCUCUCACAAGGAAUAACUUGAUACCCUGUUUGCCUUUAAUGUGGCAGCACCAUUUUUGCCAUUUUUUUUCUUUCGGACCUGUGGCCAUAAUUGGUUGCGCUUUUUCAUCACGAACACUUGGGUGGCAGGUGCAGGAAAGCAAUUGUUAUAGCAACUUCAUGCAUUUCAUUUCAUGCUUAAUAUGUCGCCGGUAUAUGCUUUCAUAGGGAUAAUUUACAACAAAAAAUUAACAGAGCCGUCACCAAUCUGUCAGGUUCGGCUUUGAUAGAUAUUGUUUUGUUCAUGGUUUAUAGUUUGCUAUUCAUUGAAUCUUCUGUCUGUUUUUUCUCCAUCUGUCUAUUUAUCUGUAUCUACGUAUUGGUAUAUAUGUAUGGAUCCUAUGGUUUACAGUUUGUAGAUUUGGAUCCAGAGAACUCUUGCAGGUGAGAUGACUUGGACGACUACGGUUGGUAGUUCGAAUGAAGAUGUGGAUGAUGAUUUGCCGGAGAUUGGCAGCUACGGAGGUGAUCCAUGGGAGAUAAAGAGUGAGGACCUGUGUUCGAGGCGGACCGUACGUUUAGAGGUCCAGAUUUUGUAGGGGCUGCAAGCCAUUAACUUCUUGAAUUUUAGUUGGAAUGAUAAAGAAACGGUGCAACAAGAUGCAGGGAAGCCAGUUUUUCUUGUAAAACUCGGAAUUUCAGGGGAAAAAAUGAUUUUUAUUCAGUUUGUUUAUUUACACUGUCGAGUCCCAAUUCCAUGACUCGUGGUACACUUGAAUAAAAACUCAAUUUUUAUUCAGUUUGUUUAUUUACUGAAACCUUUAUAGAAGAAAUUAUUAGAUAGAUCAGA